Molecule: messenger RNA, 333 nt
Organism: Podospora anserina S mat+
Lineage: Eukaryota; Fungi; Ascomycota; Sordariomycetes; Sordariales; Podosporaceae
Exons: 2
Coding region: 1-333 (110 amino acids)
Source: RefSeq, a predicted model, not a curated record
AUGGCCUCAGAAACAAACCCAGAGACAAACCCCCCAGUCGAGCCCCAAGCUGAGCCAACAGCGACCGCCGCUCCUGUUACCUGGGAAGGCACCAUCAAGGAUUACUUCCUCCCGAGCGACGUGGAUUGCAUGCUCAACGCCGGUGGCUUCGAUCUGAGCAACAAGGAUGACGUGGCCGGCAACGCCACCAAGAUCUAUGUGCGCGUGAAGAACAAGUCUAUGCCGAAGCAAAUGCCCCCCUGGACUCAGCAGAACCCAGACCCGGCGCACCCCCUCUGGACGGACGAAAUGUGCGCCAACUUCAAGACCUGGAUGGAUAACGAGUUUCCAUGA